Molecule: messenger RNA, 1644 nt
Organism: Cylindrotheca closterium
Lineage: Eukaryota; Bacillariophyta; Bacillariophyceae; Bacillariales; Bacillariaceae
Source: the annotation of a GenBank genome assembly
AUGAAAGUCAAUGUACCAUUGAUCAACGCUACCUGGCUCCUAGCUCUUUUCCCAACAGCGUUGUUGAGCCGAAUGAACUUUUCCCUGCAGUGGCGUCGUCGGAUUCUAACUGCAACAUUCAAAGCCGCGGCCAUCACAAGCUUCCGCUUGGCGAAUACCCCGACAGCUGUUUCGGCAACAAGAAGCAUUGGCUCGGACCUCUUCCCAAUAUCAAGAGUUUCUCGACCGUUGGCUGCUUCCACAAUGUCCCUACUAGAGAGCACAGACGAUGCAUCCAGCACGGAACACAGUGACUACGAAAAAUGGGUUCGUCGCUUGUAUUUGACGAAUCUGUUCCACCCAGUAAAGAUGGGGCUGACGAAUAUUCAAAGGUUGGACGACUUGGUGGGAAAUCCUAUGGAUGAUCCUAGUCGCGUUGUUGUCCAUAUUGCAGGGACGAAUGGGAAGGGUAGUGUUGCCCUCAAGAUUGCCAAUACAUUGAGACAGAGUGGAAAGAAAGUUGGAAUCUUUUGCAGUCCACAUGUUUCUUCGUUUCGUGAGAGAAUGCAAGUCAAUGGUGAGCUGAUUUCCGAAGACGAGGUUGUUGAAUUGUUGCCAAGAGUGUAUGAGUUGUGCGUCAAGCAUGAUAUUCCAGCGACAUUCUUUGAAAUUACCACGCUUCUAGCUUUCUUAUUCUACGAGAAACAUCAAGUCGACUUCGUGGUUCUAGAAACUGGCCUUGGAGGCAGGCUCGAUGCCACAAAUGUAAUUGCUCGACCUGGGCUUACCGUUAUUACUUCCAUUGGACUGGAGCAUACAAGAAUACUAGGAGACACUAUUGAGAAAAUUGCUAAAGAAAAAGGAGGCAUAAUUAAGAAAGGUUGUCCGGUGCUUGUUGGACCGAAUUGUCCACAGCAAGUGCUUCAAGACUGCGCAAAGGCAGUUGGUGCUGCCUCGUACUACGUCCCAGACUUGGUUCUUGGGGACACCCUAGACCACCACACUACGGACUACGACGAAGAGAAUCAAAGGAUCGCCACAGCUGCCCUAACUUUAUUGCAAAGAAGUCACCCGAGCUUUCUUGAAGAUUUGACAUUAGACGACAUUCAGAAAGGUAUUCUGAUUAGACCACCAUGUCGUUUUGAAGAGGUUCAAAUGGAGCAUGUGAAUGCCAUUUUGGAUGUGGCCCAUAACCCCCCGGCAAUGGAAUACUUGAUGGUGAAAUUGCGGAAGACAUACCCAUUGCAAUCAUUUCGAUUUGUCGUGGGCAUGUCCUCGGAUAAGGAUCUUGGCCAAUGUGCGCGUACUUUGUUGAGUGUAGCUGGGCCAUCCUCAAUCCACCUAGUUGAGGCAGCGCACCCACGAGCAGCCAAGAUUCCAGACAUUGUAGCUGCUGAACCGAAGUUCUCUAGUUGUCACUUCUGUCUGGAUGAUCGAUCAAUCACAAGGCAGGUAACGAAUGGUCUCAAGCUAGCGGAAGAGAAUGGAGAAAUUCUAGUGGUGUGCGGGAGUGUUUUCUUGAUGGCCGAAGCUCGGCAAGCACUUGGUUUUGAUGAGCCUAGAGACUCUGAUUAUAUAUCCGAAGUUGCCGGCGCAGGUCUUCGACAGAUGCAAGAGAAUUUUGGUAAUACCACUUUCGAGGAUGGUCCCUCGAGACAAAAUUGA